UUUUUUUUUUGAGACAGGGUCUCUGUGUAGUCCUGGCUUUCCUACGGCAACCACACUUACACACUUGGGGGUUUUUGUUGACUUUAAUGUUAACUAUGAAACUAAAAAUUUACAAGAAUCAGGCAUUUCUGUGCCAGAUUUUAAUUUCUAAAAUCUUGUCUAGUCUAAGAUUGGCAAACAUUAGCUAGUCUUAUAUUGUCAAGUAUAGUACUAUUAAGAGUUUUCGUCAGGUGUGGUGGCACACACCUCAUCUCAGCACUUAGGAGGCUGAGGCAGGCCGAUCUGUGAGAGUUUGAGGCCAGCCUGGUCUACAUAGAGAGUUCCAGUAUAGCCAGAGCUACUUAGAUCCUGUCUCAAAACAAAAACUAGUUUUUAGACAGGCGUGGUAGUACCUAUAAUUACAGUAUUUAGAGGCUGAGGCAGGAGGAUUAUGAGUUUAUAACUAGGGUGAACCAGGCUAUAAAGCAAGACCUGGUCUCACACUAACAAAAGUUUUUACCUUGUGUCUAUCGACUGGAACCGUAAAAGGCAUGGAUGGUGGAGAUCGUAAAACUAACCAUUGCCAGGCUCAGUAUUUGGCAGACCUUUCAAGUGCCUUUGGGACAUUAUUUUAAAUCCACUGUAUUAAGUUACAAAUCUCUGUACAUUAAAAAUGAAAGUGACUGAAGGUGCCUCAGAGGUUAAGAGCAUAUACUGUCGAGAGCAUGUGCCUGACUUGGAUUCCUAGCACCCACAUCAGGUGGCUCAGAGGUCCAUAGAACUCUAACUACCAGGGGGGCCUUAUACCUCUCCAGGUACCUGCACUUGUGCAUAGACCCUCACACACACACACAUGCACACGCACAUAGUUUAAAAAAUGAAAGAGAAGUAAUAUUGUCUCAUUCUGUAGAGGUUUGGAAUCACAUCAGAUAUCCAAACUUUUGUUUUGGAACUGGGGAGGUGGGCAAGAGUGUUGGCAGUCAAUGAAGAGUUGGUUCUUGGUUGGGUAUAGGGACAUUAACAACUGGUUACUGGCUCAAGAAAAGGGGAACAAAUACAGUUAGACAUGAGUAUAGAAAUUAAACCAGAUUUUUUUCUCUUAAGGAAAUGCAGCUGUCGAUAUUGACUCCAGAAGAGAGAAGGUUAACAAUGGAAGACGUUGGGAAGGAGACUAGAAAGGUGUCGUCAUCAGGCUCGGUCGAUGUCACAGAAGUCUUGGCAUCCCGAAAUAUGCAGCUUGUUCCCUCGGGCCCUUAGUUAUCCUCGGCAUUGAUACGCACACUGUUCUGGACUUGUUCGCGUGGCAGACUCACUACUAGUCCAUGGCUUUAUUGUCUUGGAGGAUUCAGUGCCUAGCAGGAGACCAGAGUUCACAGGUUAAAGUGUUUCCCCAGAGAAGAAAGACCGUAAGACCAUGAUGGGCUCAGAAGCGCAUGAUAAGAGGCCCCCAAUGUUGACCUCUGCGAACCAGGAUCUGUCUCCUCCUCACAUUGCAGACGUGGGUGAGAUAAAGCAUUACUUCUGUGGCUGCUGCGCAGCCUUCAACAAUGUGGCCAUCACGUACCCCGUUCAGAAGAUCCUCUUUCGGCAGCAGCUGUACGGCCUCAAAACCCGGGAUGCCAUACUCCAGCUGCGGAGGGAUGGGUUUCGAAACUUGUACCGUGGGAUCCUCCCCCCACUGAUGCAGAAGACAGCCACGCUGGCGCUUAUGUUUGGUCUGUACGAGGACCUGUCACGCCUGCUCCGCAAGCGUGUGAGCGGUGCUCCCGAGUUUGCCACCAGCAGUGUGGCGGCGCUGCUUGCCGGAACAACAGAAGCCAUUCUCACUCCGUUCGAAAGGGUUCAGACUCUGCUUCAGGACCACAAGCAUCACGAUAAGUUCACAAACACUUACCAGGCCUUCCGGGCCCUGAGAUGCCACGGAAUCACAGAGUAUUACCGAGGCUUUGUGCCUAUCCUUUUCCGAAAUGGAUUCAGCAAUAUCCUUUUUUUUGGCCUUCGAGGGCCCAUUAAGGAGCAUCUGCCUACUGCCACCACGAAUAGUGCACAUUUGGUUAACGACUUUAUCUGUGGAGGUGUGCUGGGUGCCAUGCUGGGGUUCUUGAGCUUCCCAAUUAAUGUUGUGAAGGCUCGGAUCCAGUCUCAGAUUGGUGGGCCGUUCCAGUCGUUCCCCAUGGUUUUCAAGACCAUCUGGCUCGAGCGGGACAGGAAGCUGAUCAAUCUCUUCAGAGGCGCCCAUCUGAAUUACCAUCGCUCUCUCAUCUCCUGGGGAAUAAUCAAUGCAACCUACGAGUUUUUGUUAAAGAUUGUGUGAUAAGGUCACUACAGGAAAUGUUAUUCUCCACCAACUAGACCUAAAGAGAGUGCAAUUUGUCUUUGUUCCUAAUUGUCUUAAAUACCGGUUGGUGAAGUCCAGGCCAUUGACAAAGCACUGACAAAAACAUAAAAGGUUUCAGUGGGCAGGUGUCAGGGUUUUGGUUUGAUCAUUACUCAAGAGCUUUAGGCUGUUACCUGGUAACCAGCCGCGUGUCUGACGACCUUUUCAGGGCAGCUGUCAGCCAAGAUAGAUUCCUUUUCCUCCCGGAAGCAAGCGUUGCUAGACCUUCAGUAUGGAAACGGUGGCAUCAGCAGCCAGAGCGUGCGCUCAGUCCUAGGACUUCUCAGGCUCACUUCUCACCUCCUUCAUUGCUUCUCCGCCCUCGGGGGGGUCAUCUUCACUAAACCCCAGCAUUGCACGGUGGGCGAGCAUCUUAGCUGUUUAGUUCCAUGAUGAAUUGUCGGAGUUAGCUUUGAGACUUAGUGCUGUUGAGAUAGCCAUUAUCCAUACUUUUUAUUUAGAUUUGGUAGGAGUGCGCAGCUAAUGAAAGCUUCCAUUUCACUGUUUAGCUUUGAACAUUUUCUGUUUAAUUCAGAAUGUGACUUUUAAGCCCUUCUAGAAUGUUCCUUUUUUUUUUUUUUUUUCUGAAUUCAUUGCCAAAAGAUAGGGUGACCAGUGGGGACAUUGUCCCUGUGAGUAGUCCUGUCAUGUUCGUCUGUCCUGUUCUCUGGUACUAGACUUUAAAAAUAAACACUUCCAUAAAGUUUUA
This is a messenger RNA of Arvicola amphibius (Eurasian water vole), 3065 nucleotides long. RefSeq names its product solute carrier family 25 member 51 (gene Slc25a51). The coding region runs from base 1394 to 2293 and encodes 299 amino acids. Lineage: Eukaryota; Metazoa; Chordata; Mammalia; Rodentia; Cricetidae. The record is from RefSeq and is a predicted model, not a curated record. The transcript has 3 exons.